UUAUCUUUUUAAUACGAGGGCUGAUUUUAUUAGACUAAUAGAACUUCAAAACAGUGAAACGUAUGAAAUGUCUUUUAAACAUAAAGAUUUUUUUAUACGCCGUGCGACAAUAAACGACAUGCCUGCUGUCGCGGAGAUGAUCAAUGAGCUCGCAGUAUACCAUAACUCAGUGAGAUUUCCGUUGAAACUAGAAAAAGAUUUACAGCGUGACGGAUUUCAAAGAGAACCGGCGGCUUUUCAAUGUAUCGUUGCUGAAGUACAGAGACAGAACAAGUGUUCAAUAGUCGGGUACGCUCUGUACUACCCCGUGUACUCCACCUGGCGAGGCAAGGCUCUGCUGCUAGAAGAUCUGUUUGUGAAAGCUCAUGAAAGAAAACGUGAAAUUGGUAGUUAUUUAUUCGAAGCUGUAGUGAAGGAGGCGCACCUUGCUGGGUACAGUAGAGUCGACUUUCACGUGGCGGGAUGGAACAGCGCGAGGUCAUUUUACGAAAGAAAAGGUGCAAAGAACUUGACGGAGACUAUGGGUGUAUGUCACUAUCGACUCACGGGGGCGCCGCUGAGAGCUGCGGCCGCCGCGGCGGACCACACACAUGUUAUACUAUAAGUGUAUCAGUUUACUGAGGGACUAAGGAUUUGUAUCAUCCUUCAUCACCAUAAGAUUAUACCAAAACAACAAUUAGAUUUUCUUUUGUAAAAAUUAUAUUUUAAAUAAAAUAAAAUUAUAAUUUAAAUAUACAGAAUCAUAAUGAAGUAAGACGCGAAUUAAAGGUGACAAAGUUUAAUAGAGUUUCUAUCCGCAGAGAAUUAGUUUUGUAACAGUAGUAAGUCAAUUUGAAGAAUUUGUUAAAAUAUUUCCAGAUUAUACAAAAAGAUUCAAAUACACUGAUUACAUUGAGACACUUCUCUCAACUGGAAUGUUUAACUUGUUGUAUGUACCGCUAUAUAUUUAAGAUAUACAUAUUUUAAAUUUAUCCGUCAUGAACAUUUGUUUGUCUGUCACGACAGACAGCCAGACAGCAACUUCGAACAAUUCAUUGCAUUAAGCUCCUCCUCAUGGAACUGAAGUUCUGUGUGACUCGUUUGUUGUAUCAGCUGGAGGUAAGGCUGCGACAAGGCAUGCCUUCAAAACAACAUCUCCUAAAGGGACAUGUAACUUACUGUAUGAUUGUUGUUAUUGACUUUUUCAUGUAUUUCUCUCGUUUCCGCCAAGUCCCAUAAUUUUCCUUCUGUGUGUGAGAUUUUUGUGCGAGUGUAAGGGAUAUUAAUAGGUAAAUAAUUAACGAUACUGUUAAGAAAAAUAUUGGGAAGUAAAAGUAUUCUAUCGUCAUUGAACAUUUCUUAUAGAGGAUUCUCUUCGACUUUUCUUCCGUCACCUCUGACAGAUAUUAGUUUGGUUCUGUUAGUUAGGAAGAACUUUAACAAUCUUCAGCUUGUGUGGUGGUCGGAGGGUGUUCCAAAGUGAAAUAUCGUUUUUAUAUUCAUCGCAAUAUACUCGUCACAGAAUUUAUCUUCUAUCAUAUUCUUCCUCACAAUAUCUUUUUUCUAUUUUAAAUGAUUCCCAAGAACAAUACAUAUAGUAUAUGUAGCCUCUGAACGAUGGCACCACACAGCAUUAUCGUCAGAGGAAACGGAAUAACAGACAUACACUCUGAUGGAUAUAAUCUGAUUGAGAUCCAAAAAAAAUAUGUAAAGUGUGAAAAUUUACAUGACAGUAGUUAAAGUAAAAGUAUAAAAUUGGUUUAUUGUUACUAAUUGUAUAAUAAUGUUAUUUAAAUAAUAAUCCUUUCUGUUUGUUUUAUUUCGCAAAGUUUUUAUAAUUUGUGAUUAAGCUGUAACUUGUAAGCAGCUCAAUUUAAAAUCCGAUGACGGGUUUGAUUUAUUAUUAUU
This is a messenger RNA of Danaus plexippus (monarch butterfly), 1887 nucleotides long. Its product is annotated as thialysine N-epsilon-acetyltransferase-like. Lineage: Eukaryota; Metazoa; Arthropoda; Insecta; Lepidoptera; Nymphalidae. Gene Ontology annotation, molecular function: N-acetyltransferase activity. The coding region runs from base 68 to 604 and encodes 178 amino acids. The transcript has 4 exons. The record is from RefSeq and is a predicted model, not a curated record.